AUGGACACUUUAGAAACAAGAGAAAAAGACCUGACACUCACCAAGAGGGAUACAUCUGCCUUUAUGGCAGCCAUCUUCAACUGGGUCUGUGGAGACCCCGCCCCUCCCACGACCAAAACUCAAUUACUGUUACUGUGCAUUCAUGAGCCCGCCUUUUUCUUUGCAAGCAGCUACCCUAUACCUUUAGAGACCCAGACUCCGGGUCUGACAUGGGCUCUGGUAACAUCCCUUUGUCCCCUUUCCCUGGUCCUUACACAUUUUGGAGAACAGCAUGCUGAACUGGUUGGUACACCAAGAGCUUGUGUUAGCAAAGGCUGCUGGUGCCCGAAGACCCAGAAGACAGGGCUGAUGAAAGGUCACAGGCACAAAAAGCUGCCAGGAGCUGGAGGAUGUUUUCUUGCUGUCUCUCGACUUCCCAAGGCUCAGGCCUCAGGAGAUCUCUCAGGAGAGGAGUCAGUCGCACCUGGAGAAACUGGGUCCCGUGUCUCACAGGAUGCCUGUGGCCAUUUUCUCAGAGGAGUCAAAGUGGGGAACAUAGGAGCCGAGGGCAGGUCAGCAAAGGUCCCACUCCAGGAUGAAAAGGAGUCAAGCCUGACUCUGGAUACUCAAGCUUGCUUAGAGUUUUUGAAGAUGGAGGUAAGGGAGUCCAUGGUCAACCAUCUUGUGCGAUCCUUGCUUCAAGGGAACUCUUCGUUCCUGCACGAGUUUUUGAAAAACUGCCAAGUAUUUGGGACCACACAGCAGGUGCUGGAUCUGCUGUUGAAAAGGUUUGUGCACCCCCUUGUAGGUCAGGGGAGCUCCAUCUGGCUGGGUUUUGGGAAUGCUUUGCACCACUUGGUGACCCAGUUUGCUGUGUGACAAUUGUAAGGCUAAUAGGAGGACCUGCAGGGUGUGGUCAGGAGCAAGGGAGUUGAGCCUGCAAAUGCCUGUCCUGUGCUUGAUCGUGUACUUGGUUACC
Messenger RNA from Heterocephalus glaber (naked mole-rat), 958 nucleotides. The record is from RefSeq and is a predicted model, not a curated record. Lineage: Eukaryota; Metazoa; Chordata; Mammalia; Rodentia; Bathyergidae.